GGCAAAUGCCUUGGUCAGUGUUACUCAUUUUGGAACGGACUGAGAGAAAGCAGAAUCAAAAUGAAGAAGUUUCUUGUGUUUGUCUCCUUCUUGGUCCUGAUGACCACUGUUUCAGACACUUCACCGAUUUUGUCUGAAAAAGAGGCCAAGCAGCUUCUGAGAACUCGUCGUGAAAGCAGACCGAGAAAAGCUGGUUUCCCUGAUGAGCCAAUGAGGGAGUAUAUGCUUUAUCUCCAGCGCCUGGAGCAGAGAUCAGAAGAACAAUUCCUUGAACACUGGCUGAAUCCACAUUGUCUCCCACACUGCAACAGGGAUCUAGUGCAUCCAGUCUAAUGCUUUUGCCUACCCUGCAAUUGAUUUCAUGGACCCAUGGAUUUAUACUACGAUUGUGUUAUGGAGGACAAGAUUAUUCCUGCAUUGGCUACGUCCUCACUGUAGACCUGAACCUCUUUGCAAUGCAGUGCAAUCCUAGUGAUACAGCAAAACUUCCAGCUACAAGUGGUUAAAUAUGUUAUAGGCCACCCUAUAUUUUCUACCAGCAAUGAUUGCAUAAAUGAAUAAAUGAAUAAAUGAAUCAAAGGUUUCCCCCAGUUUCUGAGGUAUGGGCAAGAAUAAAUCCCUGAUUAGUCCUUUAAAGGGCACAGCUUCAGACUGUCUGAAGCAAGAGGAAUUUAGAUGGAGAGGUCCACAGAAAAUGGGAGAAUAUCAACAUGAAGAGGCAGCCAGCUUUCUGGACUUUGCAGGAAUCCUUAAUUGCAGUUUUCUAGGUUAAAUAACAAUAUUGCAUGAAGACAUAACAUUUACUCAACACUGUGUUUAAUCACCUGAUGAGCAUUUCAUGUAUUGUUC
Messenger RNA from Myiozetetes cayanensis, 849 nucleotides. It is a transcript of the gene CUNH17orf67, whose product is annotated as chromosome unknown C17orf67 homolog. The coding region runs from base 61 to 333 and encodes 90 amino acids. The record is from RefSeq and is a predicted model, not a curated record. Lineage: Eukaryota; Metazoa; Chordata; Aves; Passeriformes; Tyrannidae. The transcript is spliced from 4 exons.